AUGCCUUCCGAAGAACUUACUAAUCCAAAUAGCUCAGCUACUCCUUUUGAUGAUGAUUCCCACCGUAACGGAAAUGAAGCUAGAGCACACGAUAAAGAUAAGAAAGUAAUCACAAAAUCACGAUCUACAUUGGAAGAUCUUCAAAAUGUAUUCAAUCCAAAGAUCUACGUACCUGGUUCUUACAAAUAUUCUCGUCAAUACUUACGUGAACGCCUAAGUCGUUCUAUUCUCCAUGAAUUCAGUAUUGAUGAACAGAAAACAAGAAUUGAAUUGGCUGCCGCUUAUCGACUAGCUGCAAAAAAUGGAUGGCUAGAAUCUAUCUAUAAUCAUAUUACGUGUAAUGUGACUAGUUCAAGUGGCGAACGUCAUUUAUUGAUCAAUCCUUUGGGCCUGAACUACUGUGAAAUUACUGCAUCAUCACUGAUGAAAAUUGAUUAUGAUGGAAAUAUGAUUCACCCAGGUGUAGUUGGCGACAUUAUGGGACUGAACAAAGCUGGCGUCAUAAUCCAUUCUUGCGUUCAUCGAGCUCGUUCGGAUGUUCACUGUGUGUUUCAUAAUCAUUACUUAGCUGUCGCCGGACUCUCGGCAACAAAGAAUGGAGUGAUCGAAUUGACGCAGACUGCACAUAUAACUGGAGAGAUUGCUUAUCAUGACUAUGAGGGCAUUGUUAGAUCGACCGAUGAACAACAACGGCUUGUGUGUGAUUUGGGAGAGAAGGACGUCAUGAUUUUGCGUAACCAUGGCUUGCUUACUUGUGGACCAUCUGUUGGUGCGGCGUACUACCAUACCUACACGCUAUGUGCCGCAGCAGAAAUGCAAUCGCAUGCAUGCUCUAUGGCUUUCAACAAGGAUGAUUUACUCAUACCAGACAAUCGAUUUGUCAAGUUAAGCAUGGAUAGAGCUAAAGAUCUCAAUAAAGAACCAUUCGGUACUUUAGAAUUUGCCGCUGCUAUGCGUGAGCUUGACUAUGAUCAAGAUCAUUCUGCUUAUCCGGACUACCGAAAUUGA
Molecule: messenger RNA, 1008 nt
Organism: Rotaria socialis
Lineage: Eukaryota; Metazoa; Rotifera; Eurotatoria; Philodinida; Philodinidae
Source: the annotation of a GenBank genome assembly